Eremothecium sinecaudum is the source of this 1878-nucleotide messenger RNA. It is a transcript of the gene AMA1, whose product is annotated as Ama1p. Lineage: Eukaryota; Fungi; Ascomycota; Saccharomycetes; Saccharomycetales; Saccharomycetaceae. Gene Ontology annotation, biological process: positive regulation of anaphase-promoting complex-dependent catabolic process; positive regulation of ubiquitin protein ligase activity; anaphase-promoting complex-dependent catabolic process. The record is from RefSeq and is a predicted model, not a curated record. Gene Ontology annotation, cellular component: anaphase-promoting complex. The transcript has 2 exons. Gene Ontology annotation, molecular function: protein binding; anaphase-promoting complex binding; ubiquitin ligase activator activity. Bases 1 to 1878 code for a protein of 625 amino acids.
AUGGAAAGACACCAUCGUCUAAUGCCAAGAUCGUAUAAGAGAAAGUUGAGCUCAGGGUCGAUAACAGUAUCAGAUGGGAUUCAAUUAAAGCGUAAAAAGUUUCAGAAUGACCAGUUAACGUCUAAUAGGAACUUGGGCGGCUCCUCCUUAACAAUGAUUCCUGAUCGGUUUAUUCCGAACGAAACGUCAAUAAAGGCCUACAGGGCGUCACCUAAUCUACAGAAUUUCGAUCUCACCAUUAAUGAGCUUGCUGACCCGGAUUCUCAGAGGAGAUUACCUUCACCUGAGUUCUUUACAUCGCAAGAUUUGCUGUUAAAUCAGCUUAUACUAACCCCGGACCAGUCGCCUUUGGCAGGUAAAGAAGUGAAAACCAGGUUGAAUGAGGAGUUUAAGAGACAUAGGGAGUAUAUAGCAGAUGCGCUUGGGUUCCAAUCACCGGAGCGUGUGUACAAGUUCGACAGGACGCAGAAGACGCUAGGUAUCUCUCCGAAUCACUCCAUUGUUGAUCCUUUAUUAUCUACUUUGCCGCCGAAGGAUGCAGCACAAUAUAUCCAUAGACAAGAGUUCCCUAACUUUGAGCAAUCCAGGAGGUUUGUGCCAUGCGAUCUAAGGCCGAAGAAGAGGACGAAGUCGCACAUCCCAUAUCGUGUUCUUGAUGCGCCAGCUCUAAGGAACGAUUUCUACUCCAACUUGGUUGAUUGGUCGCCCGCGACCAACAACGUUGUUGUUGGGUUGAAUUGUUCAGUAUAUCUCUGGUCAGACACCUUGGGCCCGAUAAACGUACUUCAUCAUGGAUACUUGCAAAGAAAAGGAGAUAUAGUCACCUGCGUGUCAUUUGCUCCAACGGACGAUUAUUUGGUGGUUGCAACUAAACUGGGACGCUUGCUCGUGUUUGAUCAAUCCUACAAGCCCAAAGUAAUGGUAGAUGGGUCUAGACAGCCCCUAGUCGAGACUAGAAUCAAUAAUAACAGGGGAAUAUGCUGUGUGAAAUGGUUUCAAAAUACUAAAAAUGAGUUUUUAUUAGGCAAUGACAUAGGUGAAGUUCAUCGAUUUAGGUUGGAACACAAAAAAUUCGAACACUUUGAAAUAAUAACGAUGGGUGAGGCAGAAAGAAGAUUAAGAGUGGGAAAAGAUUUGAAUGGACAUGUGUCUGGAGUAGAAAGAGUGAAGCAGAAAUCAUAUAAUAUCAAAGAAACUUUAGUAAAAUAUGUGUAUGAGACCAUGGAAUUAUGUUUAGAGAGCGUUUACACAUUCCAGUCUCAGACACAGCAGGUUUGCGGAUUGGACAUUAGCGAAGAAACCGGAUAUGUGGCUGUAGGCGGAAAUGAUAACUCCUGUAGUCUAUGGGAUAUAUCCUUACCCAAUGGCCCGCCAAAAUUACUAUUCCAAUUAUCCCAUUAUGCCGCGGUUAAAGCAGUCUCCUUCUGCCCUUGGUCCAAGUCGCUCUUGGCGACGGGCGGAGGAAGUAAGGACCGAACAAUUCGCUUCUGGCAUGCGCCUUCAGGAACAUUAUUAAAGGAGAUAAAAACCCCUGGGCAAAUCACAUCCCUAAUCUGGUCAACCAGGAGAAAGCAAAUUGUUGCAACUUUUGGCUUCAGCGAUCUAGAAAGUCCUACACUAUUCAUAAGCUAUUCUUAUCCAAGCAUGGAACCCAUCAUGAAAGUCACUACCCCGAGCGCACUCCGCGUUUUAAGUGCUGUUUCUUCCCCAGAUUUUUCGAAUAUCUGCAUUGCUACAAAUGAUGAAACAGUUAGGUUUUAUGAGAUGUGGGAUCCAAAGGAAUCUACUAUUAUUGAAGCACAGGCCAGUGGUUUAUAUGGCAGCGAAAUUAUCGAACAUGAGGAAGGUAUUGAGCACGAUACAGUACCAAUCAGGUAG